GGGGCGCCCAGGCUCAUUUAAGCAGGGAGCGCGAGCGCCGCGUGCCGGCCGCGCUGCCUGUGCGCAUGUGCCCGACCUGCCCCGCCCCGCGCCUCGCGCGCCCGCCGCGGCCUCGCGCCCUGGGACGGCUUUGCUCCCCGCCGGCUGCCGUUAGGGCUGGGGGCCGGCGGGCUGCGGGGUCCGUCGGGGGGGGGGGCGCGGGGGCGCCUCCCGCCGUGGCUGCGCAGCGGCCUCCUCCGAGAGGCUGGGCGCCGGGGCAGUGCCCGGCCUGUGCCCAGCCGCCCGCGCAGGGCGCCCGGGGCAACUGGCCGAGCCCUCGAGGCCUCUCGCCUGACGGAGGCGCCCGGGAAGCGCCGCCCACCUCGGCCCCGCGCCCUCGCCGGCCUGCGCGGUAUCCGCCAGCCCUCGCAGACAGAGGGGCGCCGGCCCCUGGUCCCCUAGACCUCCAUUGAAGGUCAAAACUUUGCUCGACCCGGGGCAGGGAGGCGCGGACCUCGGCAGAGGGAGCCCGAGGCUUUCCGUGCUCUUCGCGCCGGAAAAUUUCAAAUUGUUAAGAAAAUUUCUGGUCAUUAGGAGAGAGGCCUCAGCAGAAACCAGCUUUCAUUUGAUUGUGAAAAACUAAGAAAUGCCCUAAUUUUAGUCAUGUGCUGCAUAACGACCUUUGGGUGAAUGAUGGACCACAUACACAACUGUGGUCCCAUAAGAUUAUAAUACCAUAUUUUUACUGUACCUUUUCUAUGUUUAGAUAUAAUUAAAUGUACAAAUACCAUUGUGUUGUAAUUGCCUACACUAUUCAGUACAGUCACAUGCUGUACAGGUUUGUAGCAUAGGAAUAAUAUGCUAAACUGUAGAGCCUAGGUGUGUAAUAGGCUACACCAUCUAGAUGUGUGUAAGGACACUCCAUGAAGUUUGCACAGUGAUGCAUUUCUUAGAAUGUAUGUCUGUUGUUAAGUGACAUAUGACUGUAUAUUUCUAAGAAUAAAGUUACUAACAUAUAUGGUAUCUUCUUCUUUAAAACCAGAAUCCCAUGUUGAAAAGAGAUGUGUUUUCUUAAACCUGUUUACUUUCUAACCUGGUGUUCUUUUAUUAAAAAACAACACCCCCCUCUAAAGAAAACCGUAUUUACUAAAAGCUGAAACAAAUGCUAUUUUAUUGGCACAAUAUGAAACCAUAAAGUGUAAAUUCUUGAUACAGUUAUUUGGUAAUGUUUGUUAAAUAAUAAAAAUUUCUUAUAAAUUCAACUUAAGGGCUUAAUGAACUAUGAAUAUCUGUGCUGGCUUAUAUGCUUACGCUAUUUAAAACAAACAUGACUGGAAUGCAUCUAUUCAACUAUAUGUCACUGUUAUUGUUAUAUUUUUGAGAAAGGUAUAUCAAAAUUAUUGUACUGUUAACAAAUCUCAAACUAUUUUGUGCUAUAAAAUAUGUAAUCUAAGACUUGUAAUGAAACUUCUGUUUCUGGAUAUAUGAUCUACAAAGGGAUCUUUGGGAAAGUUUUAUAAGAUUUUUUUUAAAAAUUGUGAAAUAUAAUCCAUAUUUAGAAAAGCACCUUAAACAAAUACGUAUGUACAAUUUAAUAAAGUGAAGGGCCAUGAAAAUACUACCCAAAUCAAGAAAUGAAACAUCGCUUAUGUACUAAAGUCCUCCAUGUGCCUCUGCUUGGUCAUAAUCUUCUCCCCAGUUCCCUAGAGUUUAUCACUGUUCUGACUUUUGUUGUUUCCUACCUUUUCUUUGUAGUUUUUAAAAUAAAUAUAUCCUUAAACAAUA
Messenger RNA from Macaca mulatta (Rhesus monkey), 1764 nucleotides. The record is from RefSeq and is a predicted model, not a curated record. NCBI's taxonomy places the organism in Eukaryota, Metazoa, Chordata, Mammalia, Primates, Cercopithecidae.